Molecule: messenger RNA, 993 nt
Organism: Sorex araneus (European shrew)
Lineage: Eukaryota; Metazoa; Chordata; Mammalia; Eulipotyphla; Soricidae
Product: olfactory receptor 6C2-like
Exons: 2
Coding region: 1-993 (330 amino acids)
Biological process (GO): G protein-coupled receptor signaling pathway
Cellular component (GO): membrane
Molecular function (GO): G protein-coupled receptor activity; olfactory receptor activity
Source: RefSeq, a predicted model, not a curated record
AUGAGAAAUCACACUCCAGUAACCACAUUUAUCCUCGUGGGAUUGACAGAUGACCCACAACUGCAGAUUCUACUUUUCAUAUUUCUACUUAUCACCUACAUGUUGAGUGCUGUUGGAAACCUGACCAUCAUUAUCCUCACCCUUGUGGACUCUCACCUUAAAACUGCCAUGUACUAUUUCUUGCAAAACUUUUCCUUCCUGGAAAUCUCAUUUACAUCUGCCUGUGUCCCGAGAUUCUUGUACAAUAUAGCAACAGGAGAUAGAACCAUUACCUACAAUGCUUGUAUAUCUCAGUUAUUUUUUACAGACCUAUUUGCUAUAGUAGAAUUUUUUCUUCUGGCAACUAUGUCCUAUGAUCGUUAUGUAGCCAUCUGCAAACCCCUUCAUUACAUGACUAUCAUGAAUCCCCUGGUCUGCAAAAAACUAAUUUCUGGCUGUUGGAUAAUUACUCUGUUGCUCUUAAUACCACCACUGGGCUAUGGACUGACACUGGAAUUCUGUGACUCUGAAAUCGACUAUGUUGUCUGUGAUGCUAAUCCUCUCUUAAAAAUCUCCUGUUCUGAUACAGAAGUAAUAGAGAAGAUGGUUCUUUUCUGCUCCUCAUUUAUGCUACUAGUGACUCUCUUGUUUGUAGUUUGGUCCUAUGGAAGUAUCAUUCGCACGAUACUUAGGUUCCCCUCUGCUCAGCAAAAGAAAAAGGCAUUUUCUACCUGUUCUUCCCACUUGAUUGUGGUUUCCAUCACUUAUGGCAGCUGUAUCUUCAUCUACAUCAAGCCUUCUGCAAAAGAUGAAAUGGCGACUAAUAAAGUUGCGUCAGUAUUCCUUACUUCCAUCUCUCCCAUGUUAAACCCAUUUAUUUAUACUCUGAGAAACAAACAAGUGAAAAAUGCCUUUAAGGACUUUGUAAAACCACUACACUGCUCUCAGGCAAUUAAGAGCAUGGUAGUUAAACAUGCAGCAAACUCAAGCCUUCUAUAUUUAGUCCCUUUGUAA